This is a messenger RNA of Pomacea canaliculata, 1106 nucleotides long. RefSeq lists its product as uncharacterized. The transcript is spliced from 6 exons. Lineage: Eukaryota; Metazoa; Mollusca; Gastropoda; Architaenioglossa; Ampullariidae. The coding region runs from base 347 to 1033 and encodes 228 amino acids. The record is from RefSeq and is a predicted model, not a curated record.
CAUCGCAAAGAGAAUAAACAAGUAUUGCUUCUAUUUGAUUUGACACUGUAGGUUGUCAGAUAUAACAGGUAGUGUUUAGAUAACGAGUGGAGAGAUAGAACAUCUGCUACAUGUACAUCAUUUAGAUUCCUGAUUACAAAGAGCGCCAUUGGGUAGCCUACACAAGCAACCUUUAUCUCAAAGGAAUGAAGGAAAAUGUCAUAUGACAAUCUUAAUUAGGUUUUAGCCAACUAUAAAUACAGGCAUUCUAAACAUCUGAGUCAUACCCAUCGUUGGACCUCCAAACCCGGUGAGGCUACAGGUGUUUAUCACAGACCAUUCGUGUGACUGCUGAUAAGAUUUCACCAUGGCUGUCUAUUCAUCUUUGUGGUUGACUAUGGCCGCACUAGUGGUGACGUGUGUCAGAGCAGAGUUGUCUACAGCGAUGCCGGAAGAGGAAGCGCUUGUACUUGACGUCAUCAUUGAGGCCCCCAAGGAAGCCGUGUACUUCUUGUUUGAUAUCAAGGGUACACAACUCACUAGCGAUGGUAUUAACAAAGCUUUUGAAGGACGUCCCGUAAUCUACAAAUUCAAGGUGUUGGGAGGUCAGCGCGUUAUUGUCGUCUUGAGAAGCGCGCCUGGUGACCGCGCUGCACUGAGGGACCUUGUCAUCCCCCAGGCCACAGAGGUGGAGGUGUUCAUGGCCGAGUCCCUAAGCGAUUUUGUUCUUUACGACGAUGUGGUGGGUCUACAGGACAAAGCGCCUUUACAUCUGGAGGAUGAGAACCUGUACAUGUCUGAAUUCACCCUACGGGGAGAGGGAAUGAACUUGACCGUGUUUAAAAACAACCUCAAGGAGUUCUUCAGAUCGACACUUGCAUCCAACUUCUUUGAUGCGCGCGAUUAUCAUCUUAACGGGUUCCUUCCCUUUACAUGCAUCUCGUUUUUCCGCCUGGUCCCUCACCGACUGGAUAGAGCCUUUCUAGAAGUAUCAGACUUCCUUGGCGGUCCUUACCAGGUAGAAGUAAGGACACGACCCAUCGUCAAUAUCUGAAGUCUUCAUAUCUACGAACUCUGAAAAAUGAGUUUAGCAUGUGUUAGAUGCUUUAAAAUAAAAUAAAGCAAAA